This is a messenger RNA of Seriola dumerili (greater amberjack), 1734 nucleotides long. It is a transcript of the gene mbd4, whose product is annotated as methyl-CpG binding domain 4, DNA glycosylase. Bases 186 to 1580 code for a protein of 464 amino acids. The record is from RefSeq and is a predicted model, not a curated record. Gene Ontology annotation, cellular component: nucleus. Lineage: Eukaryota; Metazoa; Chordata; Actinopteri; Carangiformes; Carangidae. Gene Ontology annotation, molecular function: DNA binding; pyrimidine-specific mismatch base pair DNA N-glycosylase activity. Gene Ontology annotation, biological process: DNA repair. The transcript is spliced from 8 exons.
UUUGCCUGAACUAGACCUCCACUCCGUUGAUGACAUGUUGACAGAACCAGUCUCCACAUUUGUCCUACACGGCUUUAAGAAAGGAAGGAAUUCGAGGCUGAGCAGUAUUCAUGUAACCUAAAUCCACCACUUUAGAAUCCACGGCUGUCUCACACGGGCUCAGAACCAACAACACACCUCUCAAAAUGCAUCCUACUAGCCGUGACAUCCAGCUGGAGACCAGUGGAAACAUAGAUAACAAAAGUCAUGAGGAUGGUAAUGAUUUGUGCCACACUUCCAUAAUGCCCCCUGGCUGGAUCAGGGAGGUGAGGCAGAGGAAAGCAGGCAAGACAGCAGGCAAACUGGACGUCUACAUUACAAGUCCUGAAGGGCAGAAGUUCCGGUCAAGGGCAUCCCUGCACGCUUUCCUCCUAAAAAACAGAGAAGGGAACUUAGACAUAAACCUUUUUGAUUUCACCACAUCCAAGGAUGAUGUCAUCACCACUUCACAAAUAUUCCCCUCCCAAAUGAAACAGAAGAGAACAAAGAAAAAACAUGCGGACGGACAGCAGGAGACAACCCAAGAUGCAACAGAAAUUCUGGAUCCACCGCCACAUAAAUCUAAAAGAGCGUCUAAAGAAGAAACUGUAAAGAGUGCAGAUGAUAAUAACCAUAUUAAUACUGACGUUUUAAUAGAGGUUUUAGAAGUGUGUAGAGACAAAAUGGAUGAGGCUGUGAAAUGCUGCAAACAAGCUGAGCCUUCAGCAACAGUGGAUGAUGUCAAACUGCAGAACAGCCCUCAGAGAGUCGGGCUGAGAGAGAAGCUUCUCCGACUAGCUCCGUCUAGAAAACAAAAAAACACUUCCUGUGUUCAUGAGGACAAAGAGGCAGAGUCACACCCUUCUGUCCCGACUCUGAAUGUUGAACCUGCCACUGAGAGCGAGAAUGAAGGUGAGGAUGAACAAGGUGCAGACGAGAAACAGAUUCACAGCAAAGGCGACAACAGGGAGGAGGUGUUGUUACCUGACAUCACUGGCAGUAGCUGUACACCAGUGAGAGAUUCCCAGAAUAAGUCCAAGGGCUUGGAAGACAAACGGAAAACGAGCCCUUAUUUCAGCGGGAAACACUUUAAAGAUGGACUUAGCCCUCCCAGGAGGAAGGUCUUCAAGAAGUGGACCCCCCCCCGUUCUCCAUUCAACCUUGUACAGGAAACCCUUUUCCACGACCCCUGGAAGCUCUUGGUUGCCACCAUUUUUCUGAAUAAGACCAGUGGCAAGAUGGCCAUUCCUGUACUGUGGCAGUUCUUUGAGCGUUACCCAUCCGCAGAGGUGACCAGGCAGGCCGACUGGAAGCCCAUGUCUGAACUUAUGAAGCCACUUGGCCUGUAUGAGCUUAGAGCCAAAAUACUCAUCCGCUUUUCAGAUGAAUAUCUAGCUAAACAGUGGCGUUACCCCAUCGAGCUGCAUGGUAUUGGGAAGUACGGCAACGACUCCUACAGGAUCUUCUGUGUGGAAGAGUGGAGACAAGUGACACCUGAAGAUCACAAGUUAAACAAAUACCACGCUUGGCUGUGGGAGAACCAUGAAAACCUUGGAAUCUGAAACACAAAGUACAAGGAACUGCAAAGAAGACUUGUUGUAACACACAAAGAAAACAAUUAUAUCACGUAGACACUGCACUGUCCAGCUAUACUAUCAUGAUGAUGAACUAGCACUGUUAAACCUGAAUCGCCUUCGAAAUUAUGCAGUGAUACUC